AGGAGGAGCCGAGGCGGAGGAGCAGCAGCCAAAAGCCGCGGCGCCCGCCCGCCGGACCCGGAGAGCCUCCUGCCUCCCGUCUGCACAAAGGAGCAGCCAAGGCAGAAGGAGCAGCCAUGCCGGGCUCGGCCCCGCUGCUCUUCCUCCCGCUGCUCUUCCUCCUCCUCGUCCCGGCCACCACGCCCCGGAGCCCGGACAAGCCGGGCUACUUGGUGGCCGUGCCCUCCGUCUUCCGCUCGGGCGUGGAAGAGUCUGUCAGCGUGACCAUUUUCAACCCCGUCGCGGAGACUCCCGUCCAGAUCCAGCUGGUCAUCAAGGGGGAGGCGGUGGCGCGAGGCCACGGAACGGUUCUGGGUAAAGGAAUCGUCAAGCUGAAGGUGCCGGCGGGGCUCCGGGGUCAAGCGCACUUGAAGGUCUGGGGCAACCGGCACUUGGCCGAGGAGGGCUACAUCUUCUACAACCACACCACCAUCACAGUGGACAGCAAAGGGGCCUCCGUCUUCAUCCAGACAGACAAACCCAUCUACCGGCCGAAGCAGAAAGUGCUGAUCAACCUGUUUGCAGUCAGCCCAGACUUGAGGCCAGUCAACGAGAGGAUCGAAGCCUACCUGGUGGAUCCUCGAGGGUCUCGGAUGAUAGAGUGGAACAACCUCAAGCCCGUUUGUUGCGGCGUCCUGAACAUGAGCUUCCCUUUGUCCGACCAGCCGGUGUUCGGGGAAUGGCUGAUCUUUGCCGAAAUGCAAGGGCACAAGUACAACAAGUCAUUUGAAGUCCAGAAAUAUGUUUUACCCAAGUUUGAGCUCCGGAUUGUCUCCCCUCCCUACAUCCGGGACUUUGACGUCUGCGAGAAAGCAACGGUUACGGCCAGGUACACGUUUGGGAAACCCGUGGUGGGGCGGCUGACCGUCAACAUGACUGUGAACGGCGUGGGAUAUUAUCGGCACGAGACAGGGCACCCCGUCCUCAAAACGGCUGAAAUUGACGGCUCUGCAGAUUUCGAGGUGUGUGUUAAGGACAUGAUGCCCGCCGAUGUGCCCGAGCAUUUCAGAGGUGUGGUCAGCAUGUGGGCCUCCGUGACCAGUGCCGACGGGAGCCGGCAGGUCACGUUUGACGACUCCACCGCCGUCCAGAAGCAGCUCGUCGACAUCAAGUACACCAAAGACACCCGGAAGCAGUUCAAGCCUGGCUUGCCCUACAAGGGGAAGGUGGAGGUCACCUAUCCUGACGGGAGUCCUGCCGACGGAGUGACCAUUCGGAUCAAAGCGGAGCUGGCUCCCAAGGACAACAUUUAUACCAGCGAGCUGGUCUCCCGCGGCGGCCUGGUGGAGUUCGAGAUCCCGUCCAUUCCCGCUGUUGCCCAGUACGUCUGGCUGGAGACCAAGGUCAUUGCCCUCGACGGGAAGCCGGCCAGAGACCAGUACCUGCCCAACUACCUCUCCAUCAGCAGCUGGUACUCGCCCAGCAAGUGCCACAUCCAGCUCCAGGCGGCCGACGGGCCCUUCCAGGUGGGAGAAGAAGCCCGUGUGGCGGUGAAAUCCACCUGUCCGUGUAACUUCACGCUCCACUACGAAGUGGUUUCGCGGGGAAACAUCGUCCUGUCGGGGAUGCAGCCUGGGAACUGGACUCGGGGGAGGAGCCACCGGGACGCCCCCAGGACCCCGCCCUCGGGCAGCCGGAGCAUUCGCGUCACUCACCUUGCAGCCCCGACCCCUCCGACCCUGGCUCCAGAGACCUGCAUGGCCACCCUACACUUCCGGGUCACCCCCAAUAUGGCUCCGCUGGGCCGCCUGCUGGCCUACUACGUCCGGGAGAACGGCGAAGGGGUCUCCGAUAGCCUCCAGUUCGCCGUCCAGCCCUCCUUUGAGAAUCAGGUGUCGGUGGCAUUUUCAGCAAACGAGACCAGGCCGGGCGACUCGGUGGCCAUCAAGGUGCGGGCAACCAAGGGGAGCUGCGUCUGCCUGGCUGCCGUGGACAAAAGCGUGUACCUCCUCAAACCGGGCUUCCAGCUGAACUCUGCGACAAUCUUCCAGGAACUCGCCGAGUACGACGUGUUGGACGCCUUUGGGGCCAACAAGGAGGACGGUCACUUCUGGUGGCCCGGGGUCUCCUUGCACGGGCGGCGCCGGCGCUCCUCCGUCUUCCCCUGGCACUGGGACGUCACCAAGGAUUCCCGCUUCGCCUUCACGGAGACCGGUCUGGUGGUCAUGACGGAUUUUGUCAGCUUGAAUCACCGGCAGCACGGGGGAAUGUACACCGACGAGGCCGUGCCGGCUUUCCAACCUCAUAGCGGGACUCUGGUGGUUGCUUCUCCUCAUCCCAAAGCCCUGCCCAGAGUAGACAAGAGGAAAAGGACUUUCUUCCCGGAGACUUGGCUUUGGCGUUGUUUGAAUGUCAGCGAGGUCUCCGGAGAAGCGGUGCUGCGGGUGGAGGCGCCGGACUCCAUCACCACGUGGCUGGCGGAAGCCGUGGGGCUGUCCGAGGAGAGCGGCCUGGGCCUGGCCCCACAAGCCAGCCUGCGGACCUUCAAGCCCUUUUUCCUCGAGUUCGCCCUCCCGUACCGCGUGAUCCGGGGGGAGCAGACCAAGAUCCCGCUGACCGUCCACAACUACCUGCCCCUCUGCGUGGAGGUGCACGUCAAGAUCUCCGUCCCCAAAGGGAUCCGCUUUGUGGGGCAUCCCGGGAAGCACCACCUGACCCGCAAGAAGUGUGUGGGCCCCGGAAAGGCCCGGCCCACCUCCGUGGUCCUCUCCUUCGCCGAACUGGGGCAGAACAACAUCACAGCCAAAGCCUUUGCCUACAGCGGGAGCGGCUGUUGCCAGGAGAGCGGGCCCUCUGCUAAAACCAGCAAGUACCCCGAAGACCCCCAUCCGGACAAACGGGCCCCGCUCGGGAUCGACUACGUCCGCAGGAGCAUCCUCGUCGAGCCAGAGGGACUUGCCAGGGAGUACACUUACAGCGUUUUCUUCUGUCCUAAUGAGAAAAUCCACAUUUCCACUCCUAACAAAUACGAGUUCCAGUACGUGCAGAAGCCGGCCCGCAUGACACGCUUCGAGGUGGCCGUGAAGGCCCACAACAACGCUCACGUGGCCCUGUCCUCGGCUCCCCACGACAUGGCCGAGAUGGCCGAGAUCGUCAUCGGCGGGCGGCAAAACUCCCGGACGUGGAUCUCGGCCAGCAAAAUGGGGGACCCGGUGGCCAGCGCCGAGACGGAGGGCAUCCUCUCCUGGGACGAGUUCCGGACCUUUUGGAUCCGAUGGGACCACGGAGUCAUCCAGGUGGGCCACGGCCCUUCCGCCCUCAACGAGUCGGUCAUUGUGACCUGGGCGGCCCCUCGGCCACUGGACGUGAAGUACGUGGGCUUCUCCACGGGCUGGGGCUCGGUCGGCGAGUUCAAAAUCUGGAGGAAAGAGGAGGCGGAUGAGAACCACAACGAAGCCUUCACGCUGGGGGUCCCUCAUAGCGUCGUCCCAGGGUCAGAAAGGGCCACCGCUUCGGUCAUCGGGGACGUGAUGGGGCCAACACUCAACCACCUGGACAACCUCCUUCAGCUGCCGUUCGGCUGCGGCGAACAGAAUAUGAUCCAUUUUGCCCCCAACGUCUUUGUCCUCAAGUAUCUCCAGAAGACCAAACAGCUCAGCCCGGAGGUGGAGAGCGAAGCCAUGGACUACCUGGUGCAAGGAUACCAGCGCCAGCUGACCUACAAGAGGCAGGAUGGUUCCUACAGCGCCUUCGGGGAGAGGGAUUCCUCCGGAAGCAUGUGGCUCACGUCCUUCGUGCUCAAGUCCUUUGCCCAGUCCCGAGGGUUCAUCUUCAUCGACCCCCGGGAGCUCUCGGCCGCCAAGGACUGGAUCAUCCGGCACCAGAAGGAGGACGGAUCCUUCCCGGCCGUGGGCAGGAUAUUGAACAAGGACAUUCAGGGUGGGAUCCACGGGAAGGCUUCGCUGACGGCGUACGUGGUGGCCGCUCUACUGGAGACAGGGGUCGCUUCGGAGGAAGAGAAGGCCUCCGUGGCCAAAGCCAAGCGCUUCCUGGAGUCCAGCGUCUUCCCGGCCGAGGACCCCUACGCGGCCGUGCUGGCGGCCUAUGCCCUCUCGCUCCUGCGCAGCCCGCUGGCCCCGGCCGCCCUGCGCAAGAUGAACAGCCUGGCCAUCACGCAAGACGGCUUCACCCACUGGAGCUUGAUGGGGACCCUCGCCACGGACGAGGACAGCUUCAUGGGCUUCAAUGACGGCUUCUCGCAGUCAGUGGUGUCGGCUGAAGUGGAGAUGACCGGCUACGCACUGCUGACCUACACAGUCCUGGGGGACGUGGCCUCGGCGCUACCGGUGGUCAAGUGGCUCUCCCAGCAGCGGAACGCCUUGGGGGGCUUCUCGUCCACGCAGGACACCUGUGUGGCCCUACAGGCCCUGGCCGAGUACGCCAUCCUCUCCUACAUCGGCGGCGUCAACCUCACCGUUUCCCUGGCCUCCACCAACCUGGAUUACCAGGAGACCUUUGAGCUGAAUCGAGGCAACAAGAAGAUCCUCCAGAGUACUGUGAUCCCCUCCAUCCCGACGGGGCUGUUUGUGAGCGCCAAAGGCGAAGGCUGCUGCCUCUUGCAGGUCGACGUGUCGUACAACGUCCCGGACCCGGUGGCCAAGCCGUCCUUCCAGCUGCUGGUGAGCCUGCAGGAGCCGCAUCCGAAGAGGCUCCGCCGCUCGCCCUCGCAGCCCCGCGCGCCCUGGACCCUGCUCUUCCCCGCCGGGGAGGACGGCCCGGAGCGGGUGGCCGGAGGAGACGACGACGACCCCGCGGCCGACCAGGACCGACAGGAGUACAAGGUGACCGUGGAGACCUGCACGAGAUGGCUUCACUCCGGUUCGUCCAACAUGGCCGUCCUAGAAGUGCCUCUGUUUUCGGGCUUCCAAGCCGACGUUGAGAGCCUGGAGCAGCUCCUCGCGAACAAGCAAACGGGCCUGAAGCGCUACGAAGUGGACGGCAGGAAAGUCCUCUUCUAUUUCGACGAGAUCCCAAGCCAGUGCAUGACCUGCGUCAAGUUUGUGGCCUUCCGGGAGUACAUUGUGGGGAAGACCGCCCCGCUCCCCAUCCGAGUGUAUGACUACUAUGAGCCAGCCUUCGAAGCCACGCGCUUCUACAACGUGAGCGAGAGCAGCCCUUUGGCCCGGGAGCUUUGCGAUGGCCCGACGUGCAACGAGGUGGAGAGCGCCGCCAGCCCCUGGGCCGGUUUCGUGCAGGGCGGGCACUGCCGCGGGGUCUCCGGCUGCCUGGCGGGUGGCCUCUUUGAGCCGUGCUCGUGCGCCCGCGACUGCGGCUUCGACGGGGAGCCGGUCUGCGGCUCGGACGGGCGGCUUUACCCCAACCAGUGCCAGAUGGAGUCGGCUGCCUGCCGGAACAGCACCCGGGUCGAGCCCGUCCCGAUGGCCCAGUGCGGGAGGGGCCCAGGCAAAAGCGUGCCGGGAGAGAGAGGGACCCUCGUGCAGAGCCCGGCCCCCCCGGAGCCCACAGAGGAGGGCCCCACGCACCCGCUGGACUUCUCCUACUACUCGUACGAGUACGACCCGGACCCUUUCGCCUCCGAGGGAGGAGGAGGAGACUCCUUUGAACUGACCACCGCCACCGCCGCCAACGAGGACAGCACGGCCACAGCGGCAGAGAGUACCAAGGUUCACGGGGCUGCCGUCACGGCUGGAGAGUGAAGAAGCCCUUCAUUGUCCGGGCAUGAGAGAAGCCGGAGGGUCCCCUGGAGCUUUCGCUCCAAUGGGUUUGGCGAGUGGCCCUGCAGACGGGUGGCCUGCUGCGGCAACAGCCUCAGCCCCUCACCCGGCCCAUCCCUGCCUUCUCCCCGUCCUCGGGCUCAUUUUCUGCAGCCGGGAUCACGGAACGGUUUCCUUUCGCCAGGAAGACUUCCCGCUGCCUCCCUGCAAAUCCGGACUCUGCAAAUCCUCGGGAAGGUCGGGAGUUCUGCUCGUAUUUAUUGUCGAAGCGAUCCUUGGGUUCCUCCUCUUUGGGGAGCGGGCACGGAGGAGGACCACGAACCUACUUAGACGGAGAGGGUGCCCCGCGUGGCUUCUUCGCUUCGGUUCCUCUCGCCGUGGACUUCGUCUUCGCGUGAGAAAGAGCCGUACAGUUGCAGCUUCGGAUAUUGCUCCGUCCUCGCGCUCGAUCCUUCCUUUGCGGGAGGGUUGUGGGCGGGGAGAAGUUGGAUUUAGAUACUGAUAAAAUAUUUUAUUAAAAAUGGAUUUCUAAAAGGAA
This is a messenger RNA of Anolis carolinensis (green anole), 6252 nucleotides long. It is a transcript of the gene cpamd8, whose product is annotated as C3 and PZP like alpha-2-macroglobulin domain containing 8. The record is from RefSeq and is a predicted model, not a curated record. Gene Ontology annotation, cellular component: extracellular region. The transcript is spliced from 43 exons. Gene Ontology annotation, molecular function: endopeptidase inhibitor activity; protein binding. The coding region runs from base 117 to 5696 and encodes 1859 amino acids. NCBI's taxonomy places the organism in Eukaryota, Metazoa, Chordata, Lepidosauria, Squamata, Anolidae.